AUGAUGUACUCUCCAGCAGAGUUGAAGGAGGUUAUCAUCCUGAAAACCACCUCUGUCAACCAAGACCUCAUAGCCCGGAGAGGUCUCAUGAAUCUCCCCUUCCAAGAGUUCGUGGAUGCCUUCGCCGCGCACCUCUUCCCCUUCAGCGACGAAAUCAACCUCGUCUGCGCACGCCUGCAACAUCAGCACCGGAAGGCCGAUGCCUUGCAGGUGAUAGAGGACUUCCUACUCCUCCGCUCACGCUUCAAAGCCCUCAGUCGUCGCUGGGGACAAUCGCGGAGAUAUCGCUGCCUCGACUACGGCUACUGUCUCCUACGCAAGGUCGACAAGGACAUCGAACUGCAAAUCCGGUCGGAUGUCAGCUUCAAGCACCUCUCACUUCAAGACCUAGUCGAGAGAAUCAAGGCCAUUCACCGUGCCCGUCAGCUCGUCCGAGAUGCAGAGCCUGCCGUUCACGCCAUAAGCCCGACGCCGCCGCAGGAGCACGACGCUGCUCACCACUCAGACCGUCUCUGCAAGUG
This is a messenger RNA of Gregarina niphandrodes, 521 nucleotides long. RefSeq lists its product as hypothetical. Lineage: Eukaryota; Apicomplexa; Conoidasida; Eugregarinorida; Gregarinidae. The annotation marks the transcript as partial. The transcript has a single exon. The record is from RefSeq and is a predicted model, not a curated record.